Molecule: messenger RNA, 761 nt
Organism: Arvicanthis niloticus (Nile rat)
Lineage: Eukaryota; Metazoa; Chordata; Mammalia; Rodentia; Muridae
Source: RefSeq, a predicted model, not a curated record
CCACGCGGGACUGCAGACGGGGGACCUGGGGAUACAGGCCAGGUGACAGGGGAUGCAGAUAGGACGUGAGGAUGUAGACACAGGGCAUGGGGUUGUAGACCAGGCAGCAUGGGGGUGCUCACAGGAAAUAGUGCAGAUGGGGGAUGUAGGGAUGCAGAUGAGGACAUGGGCAUGCGGACAGAAAUGCAGACUCGGGGGCAUAGAAUUCAAUUAGGGAGCGCUGGAGAUGAGGAUGCAUACAGGCUUAUGGGGGCCAGGCCCAGGCGACGGGGAUUUGGGAAGGUUGGACCUCUCUCCUCAGCGCCCCACCCUCCAGCAGGACAAAGAGAAAAAGAAGAAAGAAAGCAUCUUGGACCUGUCUAAGUACAUUGAUAAGACCAUUCGAGUGAAGUUCCAGGGUGGCCGGGAAGCCAGCGGUAUCCUGAAAGGGUUUGACCCACUGCUCAACCUGGUGCUGGAUGGAACCAUUGAGUAUAUGCGAGACCCUGACGACCAGUACAAGCUAACGGAGGACACUCGGCAGCUGGGGCUUGUGGUGUGUCGUGGCACCUCGGUGGUGCUCAUCUGCCCACAGGAUGGCAUGGAAGCCAUCCCCAACCCCUUCGUGCAGCAGCAGGACAGUUAGCAGCAGCCAUGGCGGGCGGCCCGGCCAGGGGCCUUCCUUCUAUGGGGUGAACUUCUGUUUGAUGGUCUUUUGUUCUCGUUUUCUUUUAUUUUUUAAUAAAAUUGCCCACGUGAGCAUCCUGGUUCCCUCCCCCACA